CCUUGGAGUUGAACAUUUCUUGGGUGCAUUCUUAGAGUUUUGUGAGUCCGCGCGUGUAUAGUUUCUGUGCCCGUGCCUGUGCCUGUGCCUGUGCGUCUUUGCCGGGGGAAGAUGGAACGGCCUGCCCUGCUGCAGAACGGGGAGCACGGCGGUGUGGGAAGCCUGGAGACGAAGUCGACCACCAGGCUGGUGCCCAAGCCCUUCUCCAUCGAAAGUCUGAUUGCCACCCAAACACCUGCCACUGUAUCCGCCUCGGCAUCCGUAUCCGCCUCACCGCCGUCCCCGCCGGAGGAUCACGAGCAGGAGCAAGAGCAGGAGCUAAGUGCCCGGGCCAUGGUCGCCAGCUCGGCCCUGGGCCUCACCCAGUUCCCGCUCUACAAUCCCUGGCUUCACGGCUACUUUGCCCAGAACCACGAGAGAUUAACGCAUUUAAUUGCCGGCGGCGGCUGCUACCUGGGAUCGCCCGUUGGCAACCCCUUUGCCGGCAAGGAGCCAUCGCAUCCUCAUCCACCACCUCCACAUGCCUUGGACAAGUCGCCGCUGCCCCACCCGCUGGACACACGCUUCCUGCCCUUCAAUGCGUCUGCCGCUGCCGCCGCCGCCUCCGCCGCUACUCCGACGGAUCUCAGCUAUCGCCGCCUGGCGGAGCUCAUGAACCAGGAUUACGUCCACAAUCUCAGUGUUAACGCUCGCCUGCAGCACAUGGCCGUCGCGGGUCGCCUGCAGGACGAUCACCCAAGCCACAGCCUGAUGCACCUGCAGGAGCCGAUGCUUUUACAGGCCAAUCCAUUCUCGCCAGCAAAGUCCGUCAGCCACAGCCCUGUGGAACCCACACUAGAUGUGGGCGUGGACGAGGACUACGAGUGCAGCGGCGACUCCAGCAGCGACAUCAGCCUUACUUUAUCACCGAUGCCAAGGAACUCCAACAGAGAGCUGGACAAGAGUCGCAAUGGAGCCUAUACCAAUUCGGAUAGCGAAGACUGCAGCGACGACGAGGGUGCCCACUCGCACCAUGAAGCCAGCGGCCUGGGCGGUAAGGACUCGCAAGGCAACGGCAGUGGCUCCAGCAGCUCCAAGUCGCGUCGACGCCGCACCGCCUUCACGUCGGAGCAGCUGCUGGAGCUGGAGCGGGAGUUCCACGCCAAGAAGUAUCUCAGCCUCACGGAGAGGAGUCAAAUAGCCACAAGUCUGAAACUGAGCGAAGUGCAGGUGAAAAUCUGGUUUCAAAAUCGACGCGCCAAAUGGAAGCGGGUGAAGGCCGGACUCACGUCCCACGGCCUGGGCAGGAACGGGAGUGCGAGCGGCACCAAGAUAGUAGUGCCCAUACCGGUGCACGUGAACCGCUUCGCAGUCCGCUCCCAGCACCAGCAGCUGGAGAAAAUGUGCCUCAGCGGACCCAAACCGGAUCUGCGCAAGAAACUAUCGACGGAAGCGAUGAGCGGCUUCGAAAAGUUCAAUGGCGGCGGCCUGGGCGGCUCCGCCCCCAGCUCCAGCACUGCCUCCGUCGGGGCCGGAAGUGUGGGGAUGGGGCUUGCAUUGGGCAUUGGAGUGACGACCCCCCUAUCCCUGGGCCGCAGUAUCUACUGAUCGGGUUCUGCUUAGGAUGUACAUACACAUAAGAAGGAAAAGAAACGAUGUUCAGUUGUCAUGAAGUUUCUUUUUUUGUAA
Drosophila persimilis is the source of this 1668-nucleotide messenger RNA. RefSeq names its product homeobox protein unplugged (gene unpg). The transcript is spliced from 3 exons. Gene Ontology annotation, cellular component: nucleus. Gene Ontology annotation, biological process: regulation of nervous system development; regulation of transcription by RNA polymerase II. Gene Ontology annotation, molecular function: RNA polymerase II transcription regulatory region sequence-specific DNA binding; DNA-binding transcription factor activity, RNA polymerase II-specific. Bases 112 to 1587 code for a protein of 491 amino acids. NCBI's taxonomy places the organism in Eukaryota, Metazoa, Arthropoda, Insecta, Diptera, Drosophilidae. The record is from RefSeq and is a predicted model, not a curated record.